Closterium sp. Yama58-4 is the source of this 3974-nucleotide messenger RNA. NCBI's taxonomy places the organism in Eukaryota, Viridiplantae, Streptophyta, Zygnematophyceae, Desmidiales, Closteriaceae. The record is from the annotation of a GenBank genome assembly.
GAGCAGCGCCAGUGCUUCCCCCUUCCGCCCGCCGCGCCCUGUUUGACCCGCUCUUCCUCUCCUCCCCCCUCCCUUCCGCGCUAGACGCCCUCCUCCCCCUCCUCUCCGCCUCCCCCUCCGCCUCUUCUUCCGCCUACACUGCUUCCGCGGACGAGGAACUGCUUGGGGGGGAAGAUGGGGGGAGAGGGAUGGGGGGAAAUGGUGCAGAGAGAAGUGAGGGAAAGGGUGUUGGCAAUGGUGGUGGUGGCGCUGCUGCUGGUGGUGAGGGUAUGGGGGGAGGGGUGUGUGAGAGGGUGGCGCAGGGAAAGAGGAGCAGCAUUGCGCGCAAGGAGGCCGAGAGGCUGCUACUCCUCGCCAUCUUUGGCUCGCUAGACGGGCCCCCUGCCCAAGCCGUCAUUUUUGAGACGUCUAAAAAAACAGACCAAGCCGUCAGGCCAGGCGGGUUAGAGGGCACGCCUGCAGCUUCUACUCCUCCUGACACGUGUCCAAACGUUACUGGACCAGGGAGCAUGCAGUCAGGGGGCUUGCACAGAUUCUUGGUCCACCUGGAAUCGGAUGGGUGCACGUGCACGUCAGCAGCGCCAGCCACGUCAGCAGCGUCUGCCACGUCAGCAGCAGGGUGGAGAGGAGAGUACAGCGUGGAAAGAGUGGUGUCCCACCUGGCGUCGGUGACGGAUAGGGCGUCGGCACAUGCUCCCCCUGCCCUACAUGCUCCUCACUUCAUCUCGUCUCUCAUCCGCCAAGCUCUCACCACCACGGCCACCAUCGCUGCCUCUCGCUCCUCCUCACCACGUCCCUCCUCGCCUCCCUCUCAUUCAACUAGUGUCUUCCCUACCACUAGCAUCAGCAACAUCACCAAGAUCAGCAGCAGUGGGAGUGGCAGCAGCGUGUGUCCAGAAGCGUUUGUGGGGCAGCUGGUGGCCAGGCUGUGCCGCAGAGGGCAUGCGGCAACGGUGGCAUUCGAGCUCGUCCACACAAUCAUCCGACAGCUGGCACACACCACGUCAGCGCCAACACACACCAGCAGCAGCACCAGCAGCACCACCUGUACCAACAGCACCAGCAACAAACCCACUACCACCUGCCACAGCAGCUCGUCCUUCCCGCAUCUCCCCGCCCUCUACUCCACCAUCAUCGCCUCUCUUGCUGCUGCUGACGCCUUCUCCCUCCACCAGCUCACAGAGAGCCUUCUCUCCCACCUCGCUGCCCUCUCUGCUGCUCUCCCCACCACUGCUCCCACCGCCAGCAGCAGCAGCAGCAGCACCACCACCACCAAUUCUACCACCACCGUCACCAGUAGCGGCUGCAGAAGCACCAGAACUGGCAGCAGCAGCGCGAGAACUGGCAGCAGCAGUGUGCCAGAGACUGUGUUGCGGCUGCUGUUUCAGGGGUUGCUGGCUGAGCGACACCCUCAAGCAGUAUACCUCUUCACUUCUCACCUCCUCACUCGCUCCCUCCUUCCCUUCUCUUGCCUGCCAUGGAUUGUUGCCCUCCUUUCCUCCUCAUCCUCCUCCGCUUCCUCCUCUGGACCCUCUACUGACGAUUUUCCUGCACUCGAGCCAAUGGGGCUGUGCCACGUGGCACUAGAGCAUGUGCUGCGCAUGUGGAGCUCACCGGCUCUCGUCCAAUCAGCAUCCAUGGAGAAACAGAUCUAUGUGACAGCAGCAGCCGGAUUCCUCCUCUCCCUCCCCCGCCGCCACCACCAUGAAGCACUGUCUUCAUCCGCCCAUCAUUCCCAUGCGCCCAUUCGCCUGCACCCAUCGCUGCUCACAAUGCUUCUCAAGGGAGUGUCCAUGCGGCUGGAAAGUCCCCUCCCGCUGGUGCGCCUGAUGGGGCAGCGCCUUGCUUUUGCCUUCUCUGUGGCCGUGCACCCUGACCGCCCCCCCAUGCUAUUCGGGGAGUUUGCAUAUGAGCGAGGGAUAGGUGCUGUUGAGUUGACUCACGAGGCGGCUAUUGCUGCUGCCCUUGAUUUUGCACGUGGUUGGGACAUUGGGGGGGUGACGGGGCAGGCGUGUAGGGAGGAGGGAGGGGUAGGGGUGAAGGGGACAGGUAGGGAUGGUGGGGGAGACGAGAAUGGUGAAGUGGAGGAGGGAGGAGGAGAAGAGCGGGAUGUGGUCGAAGAGGAUUGUGAGGAGGAUGAGAGUGAAGAUGGUGAGAGUGAGGGAGGGAGCGAGGGGGAGAUUGUGGAAGAGUGGAGCGAAGAGGACUGGGAUGAGGAGGAAGAGGAGAGCGAGGAGGAGUCAGAUGAGGAAGAGGAGGAGGAUGAAGGGGGCCUGGGCAUGGGCAUGGGCAUGGGCGUGCGUGUGGGGGUGAGUGUGGGCAUGAGUGGACAAGCGUGUGGAAUGCCGGCUCCCAUGCAGCUGCGCUACUGUGCAGCAGACCUAAGGAAAGCAGAUGAUGUCAAUGCGAUGGAGCGAGCGCUUCUGUCCCUUGAGCCAAUGAUUCGCUGCCAGCCGGACGAGCUGGAUGACGUGGCAGCUGAGCUAGCGCGCUCCCUUAUCCACAUGCAGUGCCAGUUCCUAUUGGUAGGGGAAGAAGGAGAGGGGGAGGCAGGGGAGGAGGGAGAGGAGGAGAGCGGGAGCGGUAGUGAGGAGGGGGGAGGAGGGGCGGUAGAGGAGUGUGAGGUAGAGGAGUGGAGUUCUUUCAGUAAUAUGGAUAAGUACGGCAGAGAGAGAAAUGGAGGCAAGCUAAGGGAGGGAGGCAGCAUGCAAGGCGGAGAAGGAAGGGGAGGAGGGCAGGGGCCGGGGGGAGCAGAGGAGAGGAGGAGGGCAGCGCUGGUGGCUCUGGUUGUCUUUUCCCCCGUGGCAUCGCUGGAGGUGCUUCUGGGGGAGGUGUUUUCUGCCCACGUGGACCUCAGUCAACGCCUGCUCAUCCUGGACGUUCUAGAAGCAGCUGCUAUUGAACUCGCCUCUUAUUCCUCCUCCACCUCUUCCUCCUCUCACGCCUCCUCCUCUCACGCCUCUUCCUCUGCUUCUUCAUCUGUCACCACCACGCUCGCUCCGCCCCUCUCUGCCUCCUCCCUUUCUGCCUCUCGCACGCAUACUCCCCUGAUAGUUGAGAUUCACACCGGUCCUACCCCUUGGGAUCAUCCGGCACAUUCCCUCUCACCCUCCCCUCCCGGUGCUGGUAAAUGGGUUCAGCUGCCCGGGAUUCUGCCCGGAGAUCUCGGGCAGCCCGAGCUGGCCAAGGCGAUGUUAGCGCCAGCAGGAGGAGGUGGAGGGUUUGGCCUGACUGGGCUCACGGGCAGCUGGACGAAAAGUUUUGCGAGAGACCUGCCCCGGCGCCCUGGCGACCGCAUUCUCGGGCAGGAGAAACGAACCUCCAAAGCAAUUGAAUUCGCAAGAGAGAAGCUUCAAGGAAGCAGCGGUCAGAACCAGCAGGAGCACAGUCAGCGCGAUUCGUCCACGUGUACAGCGCCACGCGUGCAAUUCGCUGACGUGGCAGCGGGGUUCAUGCUGCCGCUGAUGCGAGCGUACGACAGGCAGAGCCACGGAGUGGACUGGGUGGGGCGGGACUUUGUCGUUCUCGCCCGCGUUCUGCUGCUUCUAGGGAAAUGCCUGCGCCUCCUCUCCCCCUCGCCAGCUGUCCUGCCCCUCGCCGCUGCUUUACUGGAAUUCCUCAACGCCAGUCCCAUCGCCCAGCAUCCAGAGCCAUACGUGCAGCGCUGCGCCAUCUUCGCUUCAGCCUCGCUGCUCCUCUCGCUGCCCGCUGCUGCCGUUGCAGCCGAAGGGCUCCUACUCUCCUCUGCUGCCUCUGCUACCGGAGGCACCACAGCUAUUGGUUCUGAGGGUGGUGGUGGGGGUGCAGGCGUGGGGCUGUCUGGGAUGCUGCGGGUGAUGGCUGUGUGGUUGGGGAGGCUUGCAGAGGAGAGCGGGGACGAGCAGACCAAAGCGAGGGCCUUUGGGUGCCUCCAGCUAUACGACAACUUUGCCAGGGCGUGCCUGCAAGCAGUGCUUGGCACUACCCCCACUUGA